UUGGUCACCAAGUACGACUACGUUAACCUUUAUAAUAUUGAAACUGGAGACUGUAUUUGUAAAAACCGUAUUUCAUCUGAUCCAAUUUUUAUAUCGACCGAAUAUACUGAGACGGCAGGUAUUAUAUUUGUUAACAUGAAAGGGCAGCUUCUUUCUGUUAGUAUCAACGAGUCGAACAUUAUUCCAUAUAUCAAAUACACCCUCGAAAAACCUGAUCUUGCUCUGAGAACACCUCAGACGUUUCAAAAGUUCCAGUGCUGUGCAGAGCAAGGUGGAAAACCCACACUUCUGCUUGAAUAUUUUGAUGUACUUUUAAAACACGGAAAACUGAACAGUUAUGAAACUUUGGAGUUCUGCAGAUAUGUUCUUACCCAGGGCAAAAAAGAACUUCUUGAAGACCAGUUAAGAGAAGGGAAACUGGAAUGGAGCAGCGAAAGUAAUGAUCUUGCAGAGCGAUAUGGCGUCACUGUUCCAACUCACCUGCAGGAGGAGUGUUUCCUGUAAAG
This is a messenger RNA of Enterobius vermicularis (human pinworm), 506 nucleotides long. NCBI's taxonomy places the organism in Eukaryota, Metazoa, Nematoda, Chromadorea, Rhabditida, Oxyuridae. The record is from the annotation of a GenBank genome assembly.